This is a messenger RNA of Dioszegia hungarica, 1647 nucleotides long. RefSeq lists its product as uncharacterized. Bases 1 to 1647 code for a protein of 548 amino acids. The transcript has a single exon. Gene Ontology annotation, molecular function: protein dimerization activity; DNA-binding transcription factor activity. The record is from RefSeq and is a predicted model, not a curated record. NCBI's taxonomy places the organism in Eukaryota, Fungi, Basidiomycota, Tremellomycetes, Tremellales, Bulleribasidiaceae. Gene Ontology annotation, biological process: positive regulation of transcription by RNA polymerase II. Gene Ontology annotation, cellular component: RNA polymerase II transcription regulator complex.
AUGCACCACCUCAACCUUUCCCCCUUCUCGAGCUCGCCCGAUUCUGCCAAGAUGGAGCAGCUCUCCCCUUCCCAACUCGGCUCGUACCCCCAACCGGCUCUCACCGCCGCUCCGGCCCCGGCAGCCAACAACAAGCCCAAGUCCAAGCCUCGCAAACGCGUCAAUACCGCCGAGAAGCGGCACCAGCACAAUGCUGUCGAGCGCCAGCGUCGUGAGACGCUGAACAGCAAGUUCAUCGUUCUUGCCCGUCUCCUCCCCGCGCUCGCGCAGCACCGUCGGCCGUCCAAGUCGGCCAUCGUCAACGGGUCCAUCUCCCACCUCACCAAGCAGAGGGACCAGCGUCUCCUCGCUGCGGGACUUCUUCGCCAGCUCUGUGCGGAGCGGGACGCGCUCGCCAAGGAGUGCAAGGAGUGGCGUGCGGCGAGCGGGUUCAAUGGGGACGAGAAGCUGUCUGCAACGGCAUGGACCGGGGAGAUGGACGAGGUGUGCGCGGUAGAGCAGGAGACGUUUGGGGAGUUUGCGAAUAUGGGCGAGGGGGAGGAUGGGGAGGAUGACCCUGAGCAGGAUGAGGCGGACAUGAACCCUGUCGGUGCCGGCGCGGCCAUGCCUUUGGGCGGACCGGUCCAAACGGGCAUGGGCUUCGGUUUCCAGGCGGGCGGCGGAGUGGGCAUGGGCAUCGAAGCAGCCACAGCGGCAGUAUCGAGCUUCACCACAUCGGGUCUCAUUACUCCUCGGAUGUCCACCGACAUCGACCCAUUGUCGCUCGCCCUCGGUCUCACCAUCCCUCUUCCCGGAUCGCAAGGUCGGCAGGCUCAGGCUCAGUCCCAGACCCAGUCCCAGUCACUGGGCAUGGACUGGCCCGAUGCGUUCAACUUCCUCGGCGCCACCCCCGACGCGUCCUCGGACCCCAUCUCCAUCCACUCCUCUUCGGCCCCGCCCGCCUCUACUAUCCCUUUCAACGCCUUCAUGGUCGACUCGCUCGAGAACCUCUCGGCGUCCCCUCCUGGCUCCCUCGGUCUGCCUACCCCUCCCACCUCGGACUUUUCACGCUUCACCCAUACUCCCUCCCCCCGCUCGUCCGGCUCUUUCGUCGAGGAAUUGUCCAAGUCCCAAGGCCAGUCCCAGAGCCAGGGUCAGGACCGAUCCAACUACUUCCUCAACCAAGCGCAGUUCCCCCAGCAACAACAACAGCAGCCACAACACAACUCGCAAGCCUGGGCUCAGCAACAACUCCUCUACUUUCACUCGAUGCAGCAACAGCAGCUCCAGCAUUCCCAGCUUGCCGAGCUCCAGUCCACCCGGUCCCUCUCUUCGCCAACAAACCCGCUCUUCCCCGCUCGGUCCAUGAGCACUGGAUCGGGCUCGGAUGGGGCGUACUUUUCUGUCCCCACCCAAAGCCAGAACAUCCACUCGCAGCGCCAGAGUCUGCCGGUCUAUCCCCCGACUGCGUUCCAGCAGAUUCAGCAGAUGCAGGCGCAGCAGCAGCAGCAGCCUCAGCAGCAGCAAAGGGGUCAAGCGCCGGCGCAGGCACAGGCGCCGAGGAUGAGCCAAGAGCAACUGGAGGCGUGGCGCAAGAUUGCGACGGGUGGGGGUGGGGCCAGGGCGGAUUUGGGGAUGUGGGCGCAGAAUGCGUUGAAGGGAUUCUAG